Messenger RNA from Owenia fusiformis, 1624 nucleotides. The record is from the annotation of a GenBank genome assembly. NCBI's taxonomy places the organism in Eukaryota, Metazoa, Annelida, Polychaeta, Sabellida, Oweniidae.
AUGCAGCACAUACAUUACCAAUAUGCAGCACAUACAUUACCAAUAUGCAGCACAUACACUACCAAUAUGCAGCACAUACACUACCAAUAUGUAGCACAUACAUUACCAAUAUGCAGCACAUACAUUACCAAUAGCCAGCACUUACAUACAGUAUUACCAAUAUGCAGCACAUACAUUACCAAUAGCCAGCACUUACAUACAGUAUUACCAAUAUGCAGCAAAUACAUUACCAAUAUGCAGCACAUACAUUACCAAUAUGCAGCACAUACAUUACCAAUAUGCAGCACAUACAUAACCAAUAUCAAGCACAUACAUUACCAAUAUGCAGCACAUACAUUACCAAUAUGCAGCACAUACAUUACCAAUAUGCAGCACAUACACUACCAAUAUGCAGCACAUACACUACCAAUAUGUAGCACAUACAUUACCAAUAACCAGCACUUACAUACAGUAUUACCAAUAUGCAGCACAUACAUUACCAAUAUCAAGCCCAUGUUACUCCUAUUGUUCUGUUAUAUCAUACCAUGUAUUAUUAAAGACUUUGCCUUUCUUUUUCCUUUAUUGUUUCCUAAUGAGACAGAUUGGAAGCUUUCCCUAAACAUAAAACCACAUUUCCUUCAAUUUACAAAUAUGUCAUUCACAACACUGGUUCAUGCUUAUAUAAAUGCAGCGGACUUUCACAUUUUGUAUUAUAUCUUCUACUCUAUGAGCAUUAUUUCAUUUUAAUAAAUAAAAAUACCCGAGAUCUUUAAUUUGCAUUGUUUCAAGGGUCUAUUUCACAUUACUAUUCAACCUUGGACACUAGAUGUAAAUUUUUUUGUUUAUGUGCAUGUCACGAGUGCACCCUAUUUAGGAAUCCACAGACAACAGCUGCAGACUCUAUUUUACUUUAUUUACUGAGGCAGUCCACAUCCAACAGCUGCAGACCCUAUUCUAGUUCAAUUACUAACCUGCAACAGCUGCAAACCCUAUUCUUUUCGAUAACUGAGGUAGUUCAAAAGGUACAGAUGUAGACCCUAUUUUAUUUUAGGUGCAGAGGGAGUCCACUAACAGCAGCAGAUCCAAUUUUAUUUCAAUUGCUACAAUAGUCCACACACAACAGCUGCAGAUCCCAUUUUAUUUCAAUUGCUAAGAUAGUCCACAUGCAACAGCUGCAGACCCUGUUAUUUUAGUUGCAGAGGUAGUCCACACACAACAGCUGCAGAUCCCAUUUCAUUUCAAUUGCUAAGAUAGUCCAGACACAACAACUGCAAAUCCUAUUUUAGUUGCACAGGGAGUCCACACACAACAGCUGCAAAUCCUAUUUUAGUUGCACAAGGAGUCCACACACAACAGCUGCAAAUCCUAUUUUAGUUGCACAGGGAGUCCAUACACAACAGGUGCAGAUCCUAUAAGAUGAGGAAGCUUGCAGAUUUUCCUACUGGGAUUUAUGAAGUCCAAUAGUUUUGCACCAGAUUUUCCUGCAAUCCAUGACUUGAUAAACUCCUCUGUGAACUUGUCAAUGUCUUUAUCAGUGAUGUCCCAUAGGCAUGCAACAAUAGAUGGCCUGGAAAUACAGGGUUAACAGUUAAUUUAUUACACGUAACAAUACAAAAUAUGUCUCAUGGAUUUAGGAUAUUUCUUU